AUGGCGAUAGAGAAAAAAGAUUUGAAGCUCAAAUUAGAAACUGUCUGUCAGUCCAGAUUCGAACAUGGAGAAGAUGAAGCUGGAUUUGCAUGGUUAGCAAAGAACGUUAACCACAUGCUGUUGAUGGCGAUGGGGAAAAAGAUUAAGCUCAAAUUUGUGUGUGUUCUUGACGGGGAAGUGGAUCUGCUUUUUUUAUUUACGAAUCAAGGUCUGAUGAAGUUUGUCUUCAACAUGGAGCACCAGGGAAAAAACAACAAUACAUGGUAUAUGACUUCAACGUAUUAGGUUUGUGGUUACUUGGGAGACACCAAAAGUUGAACACUAUAACCUCAGGUCCUCAACUAUUCUACAUAGUCUAUAAAGAGGUUGUAACUAAAUAUCGAAUAUAAUUUAUGUGACUCAGCAGUGAAUAUGGUUUUAUAUUAGGAUUCGUUAAGAUUUUAUCCUUUUUCUUGAAGGACAUAAAGAAGUUAUAUUUUUGUGCUCAGCCAAAGAAAUAGGAACAAAUAUUGUCGUGGAAAAGACAAGAAUUUUUUAAAAUUAAAUUAAUUAAAUUUUCAGUGGC
Eruca vesicaria subsp. sativa (arugula) is the source of this 565-nucleotide messenger RNA. The record is from the annotation of a GenBank genome assembly. NCBI's taxonomy places the organism in Eukaryota, Viridiplantae, Streptophyta, Magnoliopsida, Brassicales, Brassicaceae.